Molecule: messenger RNA, 4220 nt
Organism: Cinclus cinclus
Lineage: Eukaryota; Metazoa; Chordata; Aves; Passeriformes; Cinclidae
Gene: STAM2
Product: signal transducing adaptor molecule 2
Exons: 14
Coding region: 82-1629 (515 amino acids)
Biological process (GO): signal transduction
Cellular component (GO): endocytic vesicle
Molecular function (GO): phosphatidylinositol binding; ubiquitin binding
Source: RefSeq, a predicted model, not a curated record
AGGCGUGGCGGGCGCGGCGGCGGCUCCGGCCGGGUCUGCGGGUACGGGGCAGCGGUGGCGGCAGGGGCACCGCGGGCCGAGAUGCCGCUCUUCGCCCCCAACCCCUUCGAGCAGGACGUGGAAAAAGCUACAAAUGAAUACAACACCAGUGAGGACUGGGGACUUAUCAUGGAUAUUUGUGACAAAGUUGGAAGCACUCCCAAUGGAGCCAAGGAUUGCCUUAAAGCCAUCAUGAAGAGAAUGAAUCACAAAGUUCCCCACGUGGCUCUGCAAGCUCUCACACUUUUAGGAGCCUGUGUCUCAAACUGUGGGAAAAUAUUCCACUUGGAAGUGUGUUCCAGGGAUUUUGCCACUGAAGCUCGAGCUAUAAUAAACAAGGCUCACCCAAAAGUGUGUGAAAAGCUAAAAACCCUCAUGGUGGAGUGGUCAGAAGAAUUCCAGAAGGACCCACAAUGUAGCUUAAUAUCUGCAACCAUCAAAUCCCUGAAGGAAGAAGGGGUCACUUUUCCUGCAGCAGGAUCCCAGGCUUCCACCAAUGCUGCCAAGAGCAGCUCCUCAUCCAGUAAAUCCAAAGAAGAUGAGGACAUAGCUAAAGCUAUUGAAUUGUCUUUGCAAGAGCAGAAGCAGCAGCAAAUGGAGACCAAAUCCUUGUACCCACCUGCAGAAAUGGCAGCAAACCCCCCGAGCCUGAGGAAGGUGCGAGCUCUGUAUGACUUUGAAGCUGUCGAGGACAAUGAGCUCACCUUUAAAAGUGGAGAAAUUAUUUUUGUUUUGGAUGACAGUGAUGCCAAUUGGUGGAAAGGGGAGAACCACAGAGGAGUGGGGCUUUUCCCAUCCAAUUUUGUGACCUCUGACUUGACUGUGGAGCCUGAGGCAGCAGCUGUGGAUAAGAUCUCUGUUCCUGAGGAUGCCACAGAAGAAAUUAAGAAAGCAGAACCUGAGCCAGUUUAUAUUGAUGAGGAUAAGAUGGAUAAAACACUGCAGGUACUUCAGAGCAUAGAUCCCACGGAUUUAAAGCUUGAUUCUCCAGAUCUGCUCGACUCAGAAGAUAUCUGCCAGCAGAUGGGUCCAAUGAUAGAUGAAAAACUAGAAGAGAUAGAUAGGAAACAUUCCGAGUUAUCCGAACUGAAUGUGAAGGUUCUGGAAGCUCUGGAGCUCUACAACAAGCUGAUGAAUGAGGGCCCCAUGUACUCAGCCUACUCCAAACUCCAGCACCCUGCACAAUUCCCACCCACCUCCUCUGUGCAGUCGUAUCCUGUGCAGCCUCCCAGUGGGAAUUACUUGAUGCAGGGAGUGUCCAUGUCCCCAGGAUACAGCCUGGCCCCGGAGCACAUGGCCCAGGUGAGGUCUCUGCCCCAGAGCAUCAACUCUGCAGCCACCCAGCCACCUCCAGCUGCUUAUUUAAGCCCCGGCCCCGAGCCCGCGCUGCCGCCGCCGCCUCCGCCCUUCCCGAGCGUCCCCGGCACCGGCGCCUUCCCCCAGCAGCGGAUGGGCACGGCCGCCGACGUGGCAGCGUUCCAGAGCACCCGAGGACCGCCUUACCCAGGGCCGCUCCCUGCUCAUUCCCUGCUCCGGCAGCAGCGGCAGCAGCAGCAGCAAACGAAUUUCCAUCGGCAGCCUCUGCUUUGAACGAGCCGGGGUCGAGGAAUCGUGGCCCAGUUCUGAUCUUUGGGAGUCCCUGCCGUGGGUAUCAAAAGUCCGUUUUCUUCUCAAAUAACCCAACUCGCUGCGUUAGGGCGAUGCAGAGUAAAAAUAGGCACCGGCUCUGAUGGUUAUUUGCAUUUUUGCAUCCUGAACUAGAUUAGGGGAUGGUUUAAAAUAAUUCCCCGUUCCUCCAAGUCCUUAUUUUUUUUCCCCUCUUCCCUGCGCUUUCAGGAAACGCCACUUGCGAAUCUUUGAAAGAUUGUCCCAAAAUAAUUCUCUUUUCAAUGUGUUUCUGGAAGCUUGAGGAUGCUGAGAUGCUGUUGCUUUGCCUCCUCUGGUGUCUCCUGUAAUCCUUCUGUCCCAGUGGCUUUAGGGAACCUCUGCAGUUCGGGGUCCCCUUCCUGAAGGACGCGCUGCGGAAUCCGAGGGAUCCCUGGCUCCAGCUGGAAGAGGAAACUCUGCCACUCAGGACCACAUCCCUGUGGAAAUAGGAGAAAAAGAGGGUUUUUAACAGUGCUGCCUCUUUAUUUCAGCAAACACAGAGAAUUGCUUUGUUUUUCUCGAGGAAAACAAGUUUUCCUGGCGUUGCCUGGUGUCUUGGCAGAGGUGGCACUGCCAGCAGGAGGCUCCUUGGGAAGAGCAGGCAGGGGAUGCUCCCAGCUGGGCACUCCCUGGAUCCAAGGUGCUGAGCCAGGAACUUGCACAGAACCUCUUUCCAGUUUUCCUUUCAGUUUGGAUGGAUGUAGAAGUGAAGGAGCAUUGGAAUUCUUUCUGGGAAAGGAGGGGACUGGAGAAGGUUUGAAGCUGCUGAAGACUCAGGAUUUGUUCCUUUCCCAAGGGGGAGCUGAGUGGAACAGGAAUGGUCUGGAUGGGACCAGGGGGUCCUGCCUCUCUUGGAUUUCCUUUCUCUGCCACUGUGUCCGUGUCUGAAGAAGCCCUGAUCCCAGAGGAGCUCCUACACCUCUUGGGAAAGGGGGAUGGAAGCACAUCCCAUGUGCUGCUGGGUGGGGUUGGGCUCCCGUGCUCAUGGAAAACAGCCCUGUCCCUGCAGGAGGGAUUACCUCGGAGCUGGGGAGACAAGAAAUCCAAGAAUUUCUUCCCUGAUGCACUUUUUAAAUGGUGGGGUUUGUCUGUGGGAGCAGAUGAGCUGGAUUAUCCUUUGGGAAUGUGGGAUUUCUUUCUUUUUUUCUUGUUUCAACUGCUGGGGGAAAAAAAAAAAAAAAAAAAAAAAAAAAAAAAAGAGAAAAAUCACUUCAUCCUCCUCUUUACCUCCACACUGGAGCAUGUUCACAUUUACCUUGUUUUUAAUCACCUCUGGUGAGUGAUAAUCCUUGGUUUGUGGAAACAAUGGGAGCAAAUUACUGAUAAAAACAUCCCAGUUAAAUGCAGGAAGCUCCCAGAUGUCAAAAUGAGCAUUUUUGAUGGAUAAAUUUCAUUCCAGAUUGGAACCGCCAGGCUGCUGGGUGACAAAACCCACCCUUCACUCAGCACCUCCUCCAUUUAUUUUCCCUUUUAUUCAGUUAUUUGCUAUCUUGACCUUAUAUGUGUAGCCUCAUGCUCGUGCAAAAAGAAUUCAGCACCUGCUCUUUAAAUCACUUUUUAUUCAAAUGUGUGCAAUUGGAAGGAGGAUUUUGUCUUUCUUUUGGACAUGACUUUAAUUUGUCUUGAUCCUUCCCCUGGAAGUAGCUCAGUACAAAUAACACACAUGGCAAUACUGAAGCAUUUUGAUAACUUGUUCCUUCUGUCUUUGAGGAAAUUAAUUUAUUUCAGUGCUGCUGAUCCAAAUUCUUACUGUUUGGAGCUUUUAUUUGUCAGAGUUGACUUUGUUCCAAGUUGGUUUGAGGUCAAACUAAACCUUGCUCCCAUUGCUAUGAGUUGUCCAUGUUAGGAAAUUUUAAUUGGUGGUUUUUUGGUUUUUUUUUUUUUUGAUUCUGAGCUUUGGGCCAAGAGAAAUCUUCGGCUGAGCCAGCCAGAUUUGAUUUGAUGAUGUUAAUUGUUAAGUAUAAAUAAUGUAUAUACUCAUUUGUCUGAGAUUUUCUACACACCUCCACACAUGCCUGAACUUUUAUAAAAGCAGGAUUUGUCCUUCCGUCACCUCUUCUAACUUUGUGAUAUGCAACUUGUAGAUAGUGUAAAAUAAUUUAAUUAUUAUUAAACCAGUGUAUUUAGAGGGGGUUGGUGUUUCUCUUCAUACUUCUAGACAUGAUCAUAUUUAUUUUUAAGGCCUGAUUGUAACUGAACAUGCUGCCAAAGGAUUUCUCUUAACUCCAGAUUUCUACCUUAGGUUUCUACCUGCUGUUUUCUACCAGGAAUUCAGGGUGGAGAACUCCUGCUUUUUCAUAUAAACCCUUAACAUAGGAACCUGGGCGACUUUCUAAUGAGACUUUUCAUGUGAUAUAUUUGUUUCAGGGGUGUUAAAUAUUCCUUUGGUGGGAGCUGGGGACCUGUUGUGUCUGUUCAGUUUGUCACCCCAGAGUGGUCUGAGGGGUUUGUGUUCUGUCACCUGAUGUCACCCACGCUUUGUCUCUCCAAUUGGCUCCAGAAAUAAUGUUAAAAAUCGGAUUAUUGGAACCUUC